This is a messenger RNA of Fulvia fulva, 435 nucleotides long. RefSeq names its product DNA-directed RNA polymerases I, II, and III subunit RPABC3. Gene Ontology annotation, biological process: DNA-templated transcription. Bases 1 to 435 code for a protein of 144 amino acids. Gene Ontology annotation, molecular function: DNA-directed RNA polymerase activity. Gene Ontology annotation, cellular component: RNA polymerase III complex; RNA polymerase II, core complex; RNA polymerase I complex. The record is from RefSeq and is a predicted model, not a curated record. The transcript has 2 exons. Lineage: Eukaryota; Fungi; Ascomycota; Dothideomycetes; Mycosphaerellales; Mycosphaerellaceae.
AUGGCCGACGCACAACUCUACGAAGAAUCCUUCGCCGCGACCCAAGUCCUCGACCAAACCUACGACCGCGUGCACCGAGUUCUCGGCAACUCCCACGACAACGCAACCUCCUUCACCCUCGAUGUCAAUUCAGAACUCUACCCAAUAGCCGCGAACGAGAACUUUCAGAUGCUGAUCGCGUCAACGCUAAAUCUGGAUGGCACGAAGGAUGAAGCGAAUCAAGGAUGGAGAGGCAAGCGCGAUGCAGACCCAACACUAGCAGACAUGUGGGACUACGUCUGCUACGGCAAGGUCUACCGCGUGGAAGAUGUGGGUGAGGGGGAUCAGAUCAAGGUGUACAUCUCGUUUGGAGGGCUGCUUUUGUGUCUACAAGGGCCGUACAAAAAGCUUAGUCCGCUGAAGAUUGACUAUGUCUACCUGCUUCUGAAGAAGUAG